AUGCCUCGCGGACCUAAGAAGCACCAAAAGCGCCUCAGUGCGCCCUCGCACUGGCUCCUGGACAAGAUGUCCGGAACCUAUGCUCCCAAGGCCUCCCCCGGUCCUCACAAGCUCCGGGACUGCCUGCCCCUGAUCGUCUUCAUCCGCAACCGUCUCAAGUACGCUCUUAACGGCCGCGAGACCAAGGCGAUCAUGAUGCAGCGUCUGAUCCAGGUUGACGGCAAGGUCCGCACCGACCCUACCUACCCCGCGGGUUUCAUGGACGUUAUCGGCAUCGAGAAGACCGGCGAGAACUUCCGUCUCAUCUACGACACCAAGGGCCGCUUCACCGUCCACCGCAUCCAGGCUGAGGAGGCUGAGUACAAGCUCUGCAAGGUCAAGAAGGUGCAGCUCGGCAAGGGCGGGAUCCCAUUCUUGGUUACGCACGAUGCGCGAACCAUCCGCUACCCCGACCCUGCCAUCAAGGUCAACGACACCGUUAAGGUUGAUAUUGCUACCGGCAAGAUCGCCGACUUCUGCCGCUUCGACACCGGUGUUGUCUGCAUGGUUACUGGUGGUCGUAACAUGGGUCGUGUUGGUGUCGUCACUCACCGUGAGCGCCACGAUGGUGGUUUCAACAUCGUCCACGUCAAGGACGCCAUUGACAACACCUUCGCUACCCGUGAGAGCAACGUCUUCGUCAUUGGCCAGGACAAGCCUUGGAUCUCUCUUCCCAAGGGCAAGGGUGUCAAGCUCUCCAUCGCUGAGGAGCGUGACCGCCGCCGCGCCUACGCCAUUGCCCAGUAA
Messenger RNA from Aspergillus mulundensis, 786 nucleotides. Its product is annotated as 40S ribosomal protein eS4. The coding region runs from base 1 to 786 and encodes 261 amino acids. Gene Ontology annotation, molecular function: structural constituent of ribosome; RNA binding. Gene Ontology annotation, biological process: translation. The record is from RefSeq and is a predicted model, not a curated record. NCBI's taxonomy places the organism in Eukaryota, Fungi, Ascomycota, Eurotiomycetes, Eurotiales, Aspergillaceae. The transcript is spliced from 5 exons. Gene Ontology annotation, cellular component: cytosolic small ribosomal subunit; ribosome.